Molecule: messenger RNA, 564 nt
Organism: Clunio marinus
Lineage: Eukaryota; Metazoa; Arthropoda; Insecta; Diptera; Chironomidae
Source: the annotation of a GenBank genome assembly
AUGAUAACUUGUUUGAGUUUGCUUGCUGGCUUCGCACAAAUCACUAUCAAGAAUAUUCUGAGAAGAUUUUUAAUCGUCUUACUUGAACAGGAAUUGGAGGAUAAAGAAGUCACAGAUGAGGUUCAUUUGCUUGCUUUGCAACUGUCAAAAUUAAAGUUUAACUUUUCAGCAUUUGGAUGCUUUGAUAUUGGCUUUAAUGUCAUGAAAGAGUUCUUGAAGUUUCUGUAUUUACUGAAUUUGAAUGAAGAUACUCUUGAAACAAAAAUUCGUCUAAAUGGAAACAAUUUUAGAUGGGUUUGUCAGGAGUUUCAGCAUUGGAAUUUACCGCUGUUUCGCUGCAGGCUUUUCCGCUUGCUUGCUUUCAGAUUUUGUAACAGUGGGAUUUUAAGUAUGUGUUUUGACAGUCUUUGGAUUGCAAAUGUUUCGUCCCAUUAUCAUUUAUUUUUGUCAGGAUUGUUAAGAUUGCAUUUAAGACAGUUUCACGUGGUUUUGAUGGAGUUUCUUGGUCUAUCUAAUAUCAACAUAAAUUACCUACCACAUUUAUUUGUUGAAAAGGAUAUUUGA